AUGGCUAAUGACGAUAGUACUGCCUACUCUGUUGAAUUUCUCAACUCCCCAGAGUUAACAGGUAUAUUUUCGCAUAAGCUGGAGCUUAAAGUUGGCGUUCCAGCUCUGUUGAUGCGAAAUCUUGAUGCACCCAGACUGUGCAACGACCCCAGGCUUCGUAUCAGAGAGCUUGGCAGUAAUAUUAUAAAAGCUACCAUUAUUACACGAGCUGCUAAAGGAGACAGUGUUUUAAUUCCCUGCAUACCUAUUAUUCCAAACAACUUGCCAUUUUGUUUCAAGGUGCUGCAAUUUCCCUCAAAAUUUGCUCUUAAAAUGACGAUCAACAAAUCCCAGGGCCGAACCUUAAAAGUGGCACGCAUUAAUUUGAGCUCAGACGAUCAUGUUACCAUGUUUCUCACACUGUCAAAUAUAUGUUGGUUUCACGUGUUUUAA
Molecule: messenger RNA, 432 nt
Organism: Argiope bruennichi
Lineage: Eukaryota; Metazoa; Arthropoda; Arachnida; Araneae; Araneidae
Exons: 1
Coding region: 1-432 (143 amino acids)
Source: RefSeq, a predicted model, not a curated record